UAUGGUCAAAGCCUCCAUGCCUAAUGAUCAACCAUAUAUAAGAACCCUUUACAUACACAAAUAAGCAGAUUACAUAUAUAUUUACAGCAAGCCGGCCUCGUGGGACGGAAAUAAAGGAGCCGGCGAUGCAGGCCAUGCGGCUGCGCACCCUCAUGCUCUGUGAGGAACUCUCACUUCCUUCGUUUCAAGUUAUAGUGGUAAACGCAGAUGUGGGAUGUGACCAUUGUCAAGACAGAGUCUCUAAGAUUGUCUCCAAGAUGAACGGAAUAGAAGAAUAUGUGGUUGAUGUCAAGAACAAGCAGGUCAUGGCACGAGGUAACUUUAAACCACGUUUGGUUUCUCAUCAACAAGUGAAGAACGUCACCUCUCAAACUCUCUCCCAGAACGCCAAACGCUUUUUCCGACCACUUAACCUCUUCCUUCGCUCAAUAUUCUCCAUUUGUUUAUGUCCAAAUACACUUUAAAUUCUAUCACUUACUGCCAAACUCAUUACACUAAUCAAUAGUGGUACAAAUCAAUUAAUAUCAUUGCAGGGUGAUGGUAUGUAACACACAUAGUUCACAUGGUCAAUGUUUAAUUUAUAUUUUUUGGGUUAACCUUU
This is a messenger RNA of Brassica oleracea var. oleracea, 601 nucleotides long. RefSeq names its product copper transport protein CCH. The record is from RefSeq and is a predicted model, not a curated record. The coding region runs from base 126 to 464 and encodes 112 amino acids. The transcript is spliced from 3 exons. Gene Ontology annotation, molecular function: metal ion binding. Lineage: Eukaryota; Viridiplantae; Streptophyta; Magnoliopsida; Brassicales; Brassicaceae.